CCAGAAAGCUCGUGCGCUGCCGACGAUUGGCUCGAGUGGGUUCUAGCGCUCCUCGCCGCCGUUCCUCCUUGCCCCCCUCCCUCCCCUCCCUCUUCUCUCGACCAUGGCGCCAAAUCCCAUCCCCCUGUCGCCGCGCCGCUUGGCCGCUUCAGGGCUGCGCCUUCACCCCUCCGAGUCAGCCUUCCGCGAGGGUUCAGCGACCAUUGUCCUUCCCACGAGCUCUGCGGCGUUCCUCAACCCCGUACAGGAGUUCAACCGAGAUCUCAGCGUCUUGGCAAUCCGAAGCUGGAGCGACAUGAUGGACGAAGACCUGCGGAAGAAGUGGGAGGCCAAGAUGCAGAGACGCAAAGCACAGCAGCAGCUCAAUGGAGGCAAAGGAGGGAAGAAGAGGCCUCAUGCCAGUACGACUGAAGAGGCAGGAGCAAGCAAUGGAGGGAUUGACGAUGUAGAUGUGAAGAAGGUCAAGACAGAGAAUGGCGAUGCAGCAGCAGCAGCCGCCGCCGCCGCCUCUUCCGUUGCUUCAAACAGCAGCCUGCCUGACCAAGCUACUCCAACGACGCCCGUCCAAGAGCCAGAGCAUCGUGAGCCAGAGUACCGCCCCUUCACCUUCAAUCUCCUCGAAGCCUUGGCUGCUACUGGGCUGCGCUCGAUCCGCUACGCCAGAGAAAUCCCUCUUCUGAAGCGAGUCACAGCCAACGACCUCUCCACUUCAGCAGUCAAAGCUAUGAAGCGCAAUCUCGCCUUGAAUUUUCCAGCUGAGAGGCCAAUUGAGGACUGGAUUCCUGAAAAGGGAGAAGCAUCGCAACCUCACCCUCCGGACGCUGAUCUUGACGAGGAUGCGCUCAUGAAUGGAAAGGAGACUGCAGCAGAGGCGGGAACCAAGGAUCAGAGCAAGAGCAGCGAGGCGGCGGAAGCAUCUCAAGCGGCUCCCAGUGGGAACCCCUCUGAUCCUCUUACUUCGGAGACCACUGCCGCAGAGGCGUCUGCUGCCGAAGCUGCCAUCCAUCCUCAGUGCAAAGUCAAGAUCAACGAAGGGGACGCAUUGGAUGUCAUGUACUCGCAUCGCAAACCCGGAUCGAGAUUCGACGUCGUCGAUCUAGACCCAUAUGGCACAGCUGUGCCUUUCAUCGACGGCGCAGUGCAGUCCGUAUCAGACGGAGGACUGCUAUGCGUGACCUGCACCGAUCUCGCCGUCCUCGCCUCGAACAACUACCCGGAAAAGGCCUUUGCCCUCUACGGCGGUAGCUGCACCCGAAGCGAAUUCUCUCACGAGAUCGCUCUCCGUCUUGUCCUCCACUCAAUCUCAGCAGCUGCUGCAAAGUACGGCCGCUACAUUCAGCCCAUGCUGUCACUGUCAAUCGACUUUUACGUGCGGCUCUUCAUCAGAGUCCAUACUGCGCCCGUCGAGGUCAAGAAGCUCGCCAGCAAAACUGGCAUUGCCUACAUCUGCUCGUAUUGCGGCAACACUCACGAGCAGCGUCUAGGCCGAGCAACCGAGCAGGAAGGCAAGGGCAAGAAGGGACAGACAUUCACCAAGUUCCAGAAUGGGGCAGGGCCUCCAACGCCUGGAGAAGGAUCGAAGUGUGAAGAGUGCGGAUCGCAGUACUUAAUCGCUGGACCGAUGUGGCUGGACCCGAUACACGAUCCCAGCUUCUGCAAUCGCAUCCUAGACAAUGUCAAUGCAGCUCCUGAGCGGUCGAACACGGCAGCCCGCAUACGUGGAAUGGUGUCCAUGGCGGCUUCAGAGCUGCCCGACUCGCCUUUCUACUUCACACCUGCCAAGGUCUCUGGCGCUAUGCACUCGACUUCGCCUCCGAUUGUAAAUGUCGCUUCUGGCCUACUCAAUGCAGGCUUUGCCGUCUCACGGUCCCACUGCAUUCCCGGUUCUCUCAAGACGAAUGCCACUCGAGCACAGGUCUACGAUCUGAUCAGAAGCUGGGUCGCCAAUGGCCAUCCAGUGAAAAUGGAAGGGAUUGCCGAAAAGAGUCCGGCGCGGACACUGGUACUCAAGGAGAGGAAGCAGACGUUUGAUCUGGAAACGAUACACCCAGAAGCCAAGAAGCUUGCAGGACGGGGAGGUGGAGGGGCAGAAGGAACGGGGGAGAAGAGUGUGAGAUACCAGCAGAACCCUUUGCCGAACUGGGGUCCUGGCACAGCUGCACGCAAGACAUGAGAGAGAGAGAGAGGUUGUAGCGAGAUGUGCAUCCCAGAUACUCCACUGUUGUCGGUUGUGUCCAUUGUCAAUGAGCGAGACCCAUGUCACCAUCGAAUCUACCCUUCCGCUUCGCUCU
This is a messenger RNA of Microstroma glucosiphilum, 2291 nucleotides long. Its product is annotated as N2,N2-dimethylguanosine tRNA methyltransferase. Gene Ontology annotation, cellular component: nucleus. The coding region runs from base 104 to 2173 and encodes 689 amino acids. Gene Ontology annotation, molecular function: RNA binding. The record is from RefSeq and is a predicted model, not a curated record. The transcript is spliced from 3 exons. Gene Ontology annotation, biological process: tRNA N2-guanine methylation. Lineage: Eukaryota; Fungi; Basidiomycota; Exobasidiomycetes; Microstromatales; Microstromataceae.